UUUCCCCAUUAAGUGGGGAGGAGUUAGCUGACACGACGGCGCUGUUAAUGGAGUCUGCGUUUUAUUCUGCCGCAGUUUGUCCGCCACGUGUUUAGACAGAAACAGAGUUUAUAGUUUUAUUUUCUACUCAGUCGCAUCAGACCGUGUAGAUAGUAAACAGCUCGCGAUGAACGGCGGGAACAUUUUAGAGACAUAGUAACGGGAACAUUUCCCCAAGCAGAAACUCCAAACAUCACUAUGACAGGCCGAACCGACACUCCACAGGACCGGUUCUGCUUGGUGGGAAUCUUUUUCUUCAUUCUAGGCCUGGGAACGCUGUUGCCAUGGAAUUUCUUCAUGACUGCCUCACUGUACUUCCAAAGCCGCCUGAACAACACGGAGACGGGGAACGAGACGGUGGUCAGGAAGGAGUAUCACUUCAACAACUGGAUGACCUUUCUGUCCCAGCUGCCCCUGCUGGUCUUCACCCUGCUCAACUCCUUCAUGUACCAGAGGAUAUCCGAGGCCAUUCGCAUCGCAGGCAGCCUCGUCUUCAUCCUGCUGCUCUUCAUCCUCACCGCAGUCCUGGUGAAAGUGGAGAUGCAUGAGGGUCUCUUCUUCUCCGUCACCAUGGCGACCAUCUGGUUCAUUAACUCGUUCGGCGCCGUGCUGCAGGGCAGCCUGUUCGGCCUGGUCGGCCUGCUGCCGCAGAAGUACAGCACCGUCUUCAUGAGCGGCCAGGGCCUCGCCGGGACCUUCGCCGCCAUCGCAAUGCUGCUCGCCAAAGCCAGCGAUGCAGACUCUGAGUCUGCAGCUUUGGGUUACUUCAUCACGCCAUGUGUGGGGACUCUGGUCACCCUGUUGAGCUACCUGCUGCUGCCGCGCCUGGAGUUUGCUCAGUUUUACCUGAACAGAAGCAGCAAGUAUGAAGAAGGCACAACGGACAAGCUGCUGACUGAUGGAACCCCUCUGGAGAACGGGAAGCUAAACGGCCACGCUAACGGUGCGGUGGCCAGCAUAGCCCUCGACAGCAGCGGUCAGGACGAGGCCAAGCUGGAAACCAGUCCAGACAGGAGCAGGCAGGCCGACAGCUCUGCAGAAAAAGCCUCGGUGUUGGAGGUGUUUAAAAAGAUUUGGGUGAUGGCAUUCUGCGUGACGUUUGUGUUCACCGUCACUCUGUCGGUAUUCCCCGCCGUCACUGUUGACGUCAAAACAGCAUUCCCACAUGGAAAAUGGGGACACAUCUUCAUCGAGGUGUGUUGCUUCCUGGUUUUCAACAUUCACGACUGGAUUGGCCGGACCGUGACCACAUGGAUACGCUGGCCUGGUAAAGAGUCGCGUGUGUUCCCGGCCCUGGUGGUCUCCAGGGUGAUCUUCAUCCCCCUGCUGAUGCUCUGUAACGUUCAGAAGCGCUACUACCUGCCCGUGGCCUUCUCUCACGACGCCAUCUUCACCGUCAUCAUGGCGCUCUUCUCCCUGUCCAGCGGUUACUUUGUGUGCCUCUCCAUGUCCUACGCGCCGCAACUGGUGGAGCCUAAAGAUGCAGAGACUGCAGGAGCCCUGAUGACCUUCUUCCUGGCCCUGGGUCUGUCCGUCGGGGCCGCCCUGUCCUUCCUCCUCAGGAGUCUGGUGUAGUUCCCAUAGAAACGGCACGGUAAAACUAUCACCACACUCCUGAAAGGAGUGGCUGUCAGUUUCCUGUUUAAAAACAAAUCCAUUAGUUUCAUAUUAAGUUCAGCUGGUAAGUGGAACAGAGAAACAUUUCAAGACGUUCGAUUGAGAACAAUCCGUAGAUCAUUCUGAAACCACGUCAGUUUUAUGGGUUUUCAUCGCUUGUAGUUGUUUGUUUUGAGACAAAUAUUUUUCUAUUUUUUUAUUUGUACAUUGUUGUUUUGUAACAGGAAGUAAAGCUGAACGAAACAAAAAACGAUUUCUAAGCAGUACAAGCUAAUUUGAUGGUAAAUCCUGCCAUCUGGUGGCUAAAAUGUUUAUUGUGAGGCAUGUUGCCAUAUUGACUAAUCAGUACCAGCAUUGUUUAUCUAUGAGUUUAUUUCCUCAUCAAAUUUUACUGGUGAGGUGCCAUUUUUUUGUGUUCCAACAUUCUUUCCCAGUCUGCUGGUUCCCAUGGCUCCAUGUGAUCAGAAGCUUUGCUUAUUUCCUGAGUAAAGACCAAGCAGCAGACGGUUCCUACGCAUUUAGUUUCAAACUUUAAAAAAAUAAAUAACAGUUUUUCCGUAUUCAAAUUCCCCAAUUUUAUUUAUUUAUUUAUUUAACAUUUAAGUCUGAAAUCUGAACUUUUUAACUGCUUAACUAACAUUUGGGUUUUAUCUAGAGAUUCCACAUCAUCUGAAAAAAAAAAGAAAAAAAGAAUUAUGGAAUCUAUUUUAGUUUUUUCUUAAAGUAUUGAAAAUAAAAUACUUUUUUAACCUUUGGAACGAGACGGUUUUCAGUCGGAGUAAAAAGAAUUGGUUUUAUUUUCCCAGUCCGUUAUAGAAACACCUGCUACCAGUUGUUUCAGUGGCAGAUGAACUCUGUGUGCUUUACAGUGUGUGCCGACUCAUGAUGUUUUAUUUCUCAUUUUGACACCGCUGGAGUGUUUUGUUUGUUUACCACUAAAAAUAAUUUUCAGUGUGUUUAUGUUCCUGUUUAUGUCAACAAUGUGGCAGCUGUUGCUUCAACACAUUUUCUUUACAAUGGGAUCAGAAGAAAAGCAAACAAAAAGCCUUGAAAGUGUCUGAUUUUUGUGAUUUAUGCUGAACUUCCAUUUACUGUAAAAUGGACCAACAACACAGUGAGGAGACGGCAGAACUUCACUGCAGUUAGAUGAAGACUAAUGCAUGACAUCCAGUUCCUUCAGAACCGAUGGAUUCUUAGAGACUUGAAUGUUCUGGAGGAGUUUAGGAUUCUGUUGCCUUAACGCACGACCUGGAGUAUGUUCCGGUUCCCACUUUGGAGAUGACAUGAGACUGUACAAGCAAAAUGUUUUCGUAUACCAUCUGUAUCCAUAGCAACAGAAGGCACCCUGAUGUUUUCAGUUCCAACCAAAUGACCAUGUAGUGAUCCAUUGUGCCGUUCACAGUAGAAACCAGUUUCAGCAAAGGGAAUAUUUUCAUUGUUCCUGUCAAUAAAUGAAUCCUGUAAUUCUGUGAUGUCUGCUGGUUUAUAAAGGAUUAGAGUGAAGUAAUAAAAAUUAAAAUCUUAAAGGAAAAUAUUUGCUCUACUUAAGUCGUGUUGAUUUUCAUCAAAAAACAGACUUUGGUGCACCAAAAUCUUUAGUAGUUUUAUUAAAAUUGGCUAAAUGCAUUGUUUACAAAGAGUGUGACCCAAAUCCUGCUCUUAUUGCUGAGAAAAUACUAAAUGUUCUCUAGAUUUUUCAAAUUUGGACCUCUAUGGAAGUACAUUCCUGCCAUGAAAGGAAAGUCAUAAUUUUGACAUCAAAAAUCAUAAUUAUGAGAUGGUCACACUGUUUCUCUACAGCAUCUUAUAGUUCUGACUUUAAAAUGUGAAAUUAGAACUUCUUGUUGGACAUUUAUUUUUUUCUUUUAUGGCAGAAAUGGCCUUCUAUACAAAACACUAAGUUUUUGAUUUAGGAUUCACACAUCCCUUUCCAACACAAGAUAUGACUUUAAAUAGUAUUUUAUUGAAAAUUUACCUAGACUAAUGCAGAGAAAAAUAACUAAAUAUUGCAUCUCUGCAAUAGCACAAAAAUGUAUUUUAUAAAAGAUAUUUUAUUAAUGCCUUUGAGUACUUUUGACAAGGUUUGAAUGAAGAAUGAAGUCCUCAGAUUAGAAAACGAAAAACCUAAUUUACAUUAAUUACACACCAAUCUGAAUGUAGAUUAUAUUGAUCCACAGAACUAAUGAAAACCCAAAAGUCGCUUCAUGUUAGAAUAUCAUGAGACUAAUAUUUAAUACAGAAAUGUUCCGGUCUACAUAGGUGACAGGAAAAACGGCAGACUUGAUGCUUGAGCGUAUUAAUGGAAGAUUGAGUGAAAGGAAAAAUGUUUUGAAGUGAUUGUGAGAUGACUGUGAGGCUUAUUGAGAUCUGUAAUCCCAUGUUGCCUAGGUUACCAAUCUGAAUGUGAAUUAAACUUUGGUAUAAAUUGGUCCGUUACAAUAAAUCAAUCACAAAUGAAAAUGAUCGACCUCAUUUUAAUUUAUCGGCUUUAUCGUUUCUUCCUUUUUCUGACAUUGAACGAAAAAAGGCUCACCUCCGGUUCUCUCCACUGACCCCUCUUCCUCGUUUCAUUAGCAUAAGGGAGGAGUGAACUAUUGGACCAGGUAGUUGAAUUUGCCCAUCUUUAUCUAAAUCCAAUGAUUACUGAAGGGAAAUAUAGUAUACAGUCUUUGUAAUCUGUUCUCUUUUGGUUGAAUGUAGUUUUUAUUUCCACUUUGGUUUUAUCUUUAGUUUUUAUUCCAGUGCAUUUUUUUUUUUUGUUUUUGGAUGUUUUGUUUACCUGUUAAUUGUUCUUUUGAAAGUAAAGUGCAUUUCUUUUUGUCAGGAUGUGCUUGCAUUAUUGUAAUUACCAGUACAUCAGUUUAAAAAGGUCUUCAAACAAUAUUAUCGUUUAAUUGCAAUAAUCUGAGAAUUAAUCGUUCAGGAAGAUUUAUCGUGACAGGCCUGGGUGUAAAGCCUUUUGUUUUGGGUGGUUUGUAGGGCUUAAAAUGUAGCAUUCACUGAUCACUGGUUUCAGAUAAAUAUAUUUGUCUUCAGGCUGUUCCACUCACAUGUCAGGAGGUUUCAGUUUUAAAUUACAGAUGACUUUAUUCUUUAAAUGAGCUGUAGAGAUAAAAGGAAGACACACAGAAUGGGAUUUAUUCCCUGUAUUAUUUAUUGAAAACCCAGCAGUCGUCAUUAAUACCUGUGGUGUCUGUACAGGCAGGGGAGAAAGAACAUGUGGUAAACUAAAAACUGCUGUCAUUCUGUUAAGA
Poecilia latipinna (sailfin molly) is the source of this 4910-nucleotide messenger RNA. RefSeq names its product equilibrative nucleoside transporter 2. Gene Ontology annotation, cellular component: basolateral plasma membrane; plasma membrane. The transcript has 13 exons. Gene Ontology annotation, molecular function: nucleoside transmembrane transporter activity. The record is from RefSeq and is a predicted model, not a curated record. Gene Ontology annotation, biological process: uridine transmembrane transport; hypoxanthine transport; thymine transport. NCBI's taxonomy places the organism in Eukaryota, Metazoa, Chordata, Actinopteri, Cyprinodontiformes, Poeciliidae. Bases 238 to 1614 code for a protein of 458 amino acids.